Messenger RNA from Wyeomyia smithii (pitcher-plant mosquito), 1478 nucleotides. RefSeq names its product 26S proteasome regulatory subunit 8 (gene Rpt6). Gene Ontology annotation, molecular function: proteasome-activating activity; ATP binding; ATP hydrolysis activity. The transcript has 3 exons. Bases 139 to 1350 code for a protein of 403 amino acids. The record is from RefSeq and is a predicted model, not a curated record. Gene Ontology annotation, cellular component: proteasome regulatory particle, base subcomplex. NCBI's taxonomy places the organism in Eukaryota, Metazoa, Arthropoda, Insecta, Diptera, Culicidae. Gene Ontology annotation, biological process: proteasome-mediated ubiquitin-dependent protein catabolic process.
AUAACGAAACAAAAAGAUACUUUCUGACAGCUCAUAAAUGGUACUUGGCCGAUGAGCUUGCAAAAAUUCCCUGUUAAGUGAAGUAUUUACGAAUUAUCCAGUUGAUUUUCCAGACAUUCGAAGCAAAAGUUGUUGAAAAUGACUCUUGCUUCCAAGAUGGAGGUGGACCUUUCCAAAGGCGAGGGUUUCCGGUCGUACUAUAUUCAAAAAAUUGAAGAAUUACAGCUGAUUGUGGCCGAGAAAAAUCAAAACUUGCGUCGUUUACAGGCUCAACGAAACGAACUAAACGCUAAAGUGCGGAUGUUGCGUGAAGAGCUACAGCUACUACAAGAACAAGGAAGUUACGUGGGAGAGGUGGUAAAGCCCAUGGAUAAAAAGAAGGUUUUGGUGAAGGUUCAUCCGGAAGGUAAAUUUGUAGUUGACAUCGAUAAAAACAUUGACAUCAACGAUGUUACACCGAACUGUCGGGUUGCACUGCGAAAUGAGAGCUAUACAUUGCACAAAAUUCUACCAAACAAAGUCGAUCCGCUUGUGUCGCUCAUGAUGGUCGAGAAAGUACCGGAUUCGACGUAUGAAAUGGUUGGCGGGCUCGAUAAACAGAUUAAAGAGAUCAAGGAAGUAAUCGAGCUUCCCGUUAAGCAUCCAGAAUUGUUUGAUGCUCUUGGUAUUGCGCAGCCAAAAGGAGUUCUGCUGUAUGGGCCACCAGGAACAGGAAAAACCCUUCUUGCUCGGGCUGUAGCUCAUCACACCGAGUGUACAUUUAUUCGGGUAUCUGGUUCGGAGUUGGUACAAAAGUUUAUUGGCGAAGGAUCGCGAAUGGUACGAGAACUGUUUGUGAUGGCUAGAGAACAUGCUCCUUCAAUCAUUUUUAUGGAUGAAAUCGAUUCCAUUGGAUCAUCACGUAUUGAAAGUGGUAGCGGAGGUGAUUCCGAAGUCCAACGAACCAUGUUGGAAUUACUAAACCAGUUGGAUGGAUUCGAAGCAACUAAGAACAUCAAAGUCAUCAUGGCGACAAACCGUAUUGACAUCCUAGAUCCUGCUUUGCUGCGCCCUGGACGUAUUGAUCGCAAAAUUGAAUUUCCUCCACCAAACGAAGAAGCUCGGUUGGACAUUUUGAAGAUUCAUUCUCGCAAGAUGAAUUUGACCCGAGGUAUCAAUCUGCGCAAGAUAGCUGAACUAAUGCCAGGAGCAUCUGGAGCUGAGGUGAAAGGUGUCUGCACCGAGGCCGGAAUGUAUGCCCUGCGAGAGCGACGUGUUCACGUCACCCAGGAGGAUUUCGAAAUGGCGGUAGCGAAAGUGAUGCAGAAGGACUCGGAGAAAAAUAUGUCUAUCAAAAAAUUGUGGAAGUAAAUUGUAUCGCAUGGUUUGCCUUCACCAGUAGGAUUUUUACGAAACUAUAAUUGUCUUAAUUAUUUCAUUGUCGCAGAAUAACACUAAAUUGUACCCCAAAAGCUGAAUAAAUUUAGUUACUAAACCGA